Molecule: messenger RNA, 4811 nt
Organism: Oncorhynchus gorbuscha (pink salmon)
Lineage: Eukaryota; Metazoa; Chordata; Actinopteri; Salmoniformes; Salmonidae
Gene: rorb
Product: RAR-related orphan receptor B
Exons: 11
Coding region: 55-1524 (489 amino acids)
Biological process (GO): regulation of transcription by RNA polymerase II
Cellular component (GO): nucleus
Molecular function (GO): nuclear receptor activity; RNA polymerase II cis-regulatory region sequence-specific DNA binding; zinc ion binding
Source: RefSeq, a predicted model, not a curated record
GUGCCAACCAUACAGACAGGCCUGAGUAAUUACCUACAAUACCCGGCUGCUGCCAUGAUGCCAGAGCUGUCCAAGUGGGUCAAUGUAGCCGUUGCUGACCCUAGUGAAAACACAGCCCAAAUCGAAGUUAUACCAUGCAAAAUUUGCGGAGACAAGUCAUCAGGAAUCCACUAUGGAGUCAUCACAUGUGAGGGCUGCAAAGGGUUCUUCAGACGCAGUCAGCAGAACAACGCCGCAUACUCCUGCCCUCGCCAGAGGAACUGUCUGAUCGACAGGACCAACCGAAACCGCUGCCAACACUGCCGCUUACAGAAGUGUCUCGCACUCGGAAUGUCCAGAGAUGCGGUGAAGUUUGGCCGCAUGUCAAAGAAGCAGCGAGACAGCCUGUACGCCGAGGUGCAGAAGCACCAGCAGCGGAUCCUGAAUGAGCGGCAGCAGCAGACUGGAGAGGCCGAGGCCCUGGCGCGCGUUUACUCCUCCAGCCUGACCAACGGCCUUAACACCCUCAACCACGAGAUCGGAGGCACCUACGCCAACGGCCACGUUAUCGAACUUCCCAAGGGCCAGGUGAAUGGUGGUGCCCCCGGCGGCUACUACCACAGUAUGGACUCCACCCAGCCCUCCCCGGAUCAGUCAGGCCUGGACAUGGCGGGCAUGAAGCACAUAAAACAGGAGCCUGUCUACGACCUGACCCCGGUGACCAACCUGUUCAACUACAGCUCCUACCAGGACAGUCAGCUGGCGCCAAGCAAUGUCAGCAUGGGAGAGCUAGAUCGUAUCGCCCAGAACAUUAUAAAGUCUCACCUGGAGACCUGUCAAUACACAGCAGAUGAGCUCCAGCAGCUGGCCUGGCAAACACACUCCUACGAUGACAUCAAGAUGUACCAGAGCAAAACGCGAGACAUGCUGUGGCAGCAGUGUGCCAUCCAGAUCACACAUGCCAUCCAGUAUGUGGUGGAGUUUGCCAAGCGCAUUUCCGGCUUCAUGGAGCUGUGCCAGAAUGACCAGAUCCUUCUGCUCAAGUCAGGUUGUCUGGAGGUGGUCCUGGUUAGAAUGUGUCGCGCGUUUAACCCACUCAACAACACAGUGCUGUUUGAGGGGAAGUACGGGGGCAUGCAGAUGUUCAAAGCUCUAGGCUGUGACGAUCUGGUCAGCGCGGUGUUUGACUUUGCCAAGAGUCUGUGCUCUCUGCAGCUCACUGAGGAGGAAAUCGCCCUGUUCUCCGCAGCAGUGCUCAUCUCCACAGACCGGCCGUGGCUGAUGGAGCCCAGGAAGGUGCAGAAGCUCCAGGAGAAGAUCUACUUUGCGCUGCAGCACAUCAUGCAGAAGAACCACAUGGAUGAGGACACGCUGGCUAAGCUGAUUGGUCGGAUCCCCACGCUGUCGGCCCUGUGUACUCUCCACACCGAGGAGCUACAGGCCUUCCAGCAGCUUCAUCCCGAGACGGUCAAUGUGCUCUUCCCCCCACUCUACAAGGAGCUCUUCAAUCCCGACCCCAAUGCAGCCAUCACCAUACCCAAGUGACUGCCUACGGUCCAAUCUCAGAGAGUGGACCACACCGUGACCGCGGACGCAUCAUUACCGCAACCGCAAAGCCCGGACCCCAGGCCCGGACCCUCCAGACACUUACAGCCGCAAACACUAGGAAUGUCCAGCACUUAUCCAACCCUAUUCACCGAUACAGUCUAAAGAAUGUAUAUAAUGCACCCAUGACCAAGGGGCUCUUCAGAACUGAUCAGAAAUGUACAGACUUUAACUAGCACAUUUAAGCUGUCUUUUAACUGGGUAAGUCAAUUUGUUUAUCUUUGAUACAUUUUUUUUUACAUGAUAUUGUGAUAUUGAAGGUCGGGGGGGGGGGGGGUUCGUGUGGAUUCAGAAAAAACUAUUGUAGAUAUUCUUUAGUACAGAGCGGAUUCCAGUAUUACUUAUUUUUCUGUUAAUAUUUUAGUCCUAAGUUAAAACUGCAGCUGCCCUAUGUGGCUGAUAACCUGUCUAUGUGUUUUUUAUUUGAUAGAUUAAUGUGUACAGAAUUGGUCAAGAUUUAAAGGAGACUUGUUAAAGAAUAUUGGGUUAAACCUGGGGGGGGGGGGUGCUCUCGGUACGUCGAGAAACCUUGUCUGGGCUCUGUUGAUAUGUGAAGAGGGUAUUGCAUCUUUCAGUUGAGAACUAUUCAACUGUAAAAGAAGGAGUAAAACAAUUAUGGCUACUCUUCAAGGUGACGAUAUGUACAUAAAUAUUCUAUUUUGUGUGAGAAAAAAAAAGUUUCUGGCAGAUUGCCAUCCUGCCAGCCCCCCCUAAACCUACCGCCACCUCUCUCCACCCCACCUAGCCAAAACGACUGUGUUGAUCUUGGUGUCUUUUCAUGAUGGCUUAGUUAUUAGUCAGUGAAUAUAAGAAUCCUAGACACUGCAUAAACCUCUUCCUCUCUUACAUCCCCCUCAUUUUGCACAAUCUACGCCCAUGCUAAUCACUGGGCAUCUUAAAUGAAGAAUACUUUCUCUCGCUCUUUCUCUCCGAGGAGAUAGAACUUUCACACUGCUUUUUCCUUACCCUUGCAUUCCUCUGCUCAGCCUCGUCCUUCUAGAACAGUCAAUCACAGGGUAGUCAUGAUUAGCUGGAGUGGAUACACCAGGAUGUCCACUGAUCAUUUCUUUCAAUUUGACUGACAAUCGGACGUUCAAUCUUUCAGAUUAAAAUGGAUACUUGAAACACAUUCCACAUUACAGAGAGUGCACUCUGAGACUGUAGAUCUUGCACUGCUUAUUCUAGGGGUAAUAGAUAUUCUUCACUGAAACAUUUGCCACUUAAAGUUGCAAUACAUUGUAUAAUCUUUAUAGUAAGCUAUGAUAGACAAUCACUUCCUGUUUUGUUUAAUUUAUGAACAGUUUAGAAUGUUUUUCAAAUGCUUUUUAAAUGUUAAUGUUGAAGAUCUUCGAGGAUUUCCUUAGAUGUUAUAAUAGACACGUUUACGUGUUUCGCACAGUUGCCAAAUCCCUCUGAGCUUUUAGUGGAGAAUAGAUGCUAGCCAGUGCCAGUGUACAGAACAGUAUGACCGGAGACAUUUUCCUCCUCUUCCCAUAUCCAUUACCCCCCACCCUUUCCCAUAUGCAGUGACCACUAUGUUGUCCUGUUAUCCUCUGUAUACACAGGAUGAGCUUCUAGUCAUAGCUCCCCACCCCCACCCCCUCAUUCUAUACACCCCCCCCCGGCCCAAAAGCAGUUCCCAUCCCUCUCCCCUCAUAGGUCAGAGGUCAGUGGCUCGUUAAAGACAAUCACUUGCAUUUCAAUGCACUACACAGCAUCUCUCUCAGGGAGCAACGAUUAUUCUGUCUUUGCAUGAAAAUAACAUUUUUACAUUUUUUUUAAAUGUAAGCGUUUUUGGGAGAGAUAAAUAUGCUGGUGGCUCCCAGCGAAGGAACCUACCCAGACAAGGUCUGUCCUGUCUGUCUGUCUCUGUCUGUCCUGUCUGCCUGUCUGUCUGUCUGUCUGUCUGUCUGUCUGUCUGUCUGUCUGUCUGUCUGUCUGUCUGUCUGUCUGUCUGUCUGUCUGUCUGUCUAGGAUUCACUGUCCGGGUCCAUAUAAUGGGGAGAGCCAUUAUCUACAAUAGUCCCAGAAAUUCCUUUAACAAUGUCCUGAAAAUAACAUUUUCAGGUGCAUUCAUAAAACCACCCCUGUUCUAGAUAUGCUGCUUGUGUUACAAUGAAGGAAGACCAUAACUAAGCUGGCGUCCAACCAUUCCAUGCCUAUAGGACAGUGAAUUUAAACCCACUUUGUUUUUAUUUUCCCUUUCUAGACUGUGAAUCAGGGGGUUGGGGUUGGGUUUGGGGGACGGGGUUGGUCAUCUGAGUGACAAAUCAACACUGUAAGACACCAUGGAGCGCAGACAAUCCCAACGAUCGAUUGGUUGUUAAUCCCAACGAGACCACUGGACAACGUGCGCCGCCAUUUUAUAUACUUCAUCGGAAACGUUUCACAUGCUUAGUCAAAUACACUUACACCCCAACUUCUGCCUCCUUAGAGAACCCGUGUAUGUGUGUGUGCGUGUGGGGGCUUGUGUAAGAGAGAGAGAGUGAAUGAAUGAGAGGGAGAAAUUGAGGUUCUUUGUUCUAUUGAUGCUUUGUAUACUUUCUUAAUGCAUUAAACGUGUGUGCUAUUGGAGUAGUGUUGAAAUGGUUAAUUUAUUGAUUAGAAUGUCUUUGCUUCCCAGGGUGAGAAAGUAAAGUAAAUGUAGCAUCUGUGACCAAAACCCUUAAAGGUAUGGGGUACAGAAACUUUAAAAAAAUUAAAAAAACUUUUUUAAAGGAACACGUUUUUUUCAAGUGCCAUAGUUAGAGAGGACAAGCUCGACUGGCGUAAUGGGAAAUAGUUGCUUUACUGUGAGUUUACUUGAGGUCCAAUCAAAAAGGGGAAUUUUGAGGCAAGUGUGUAUUUCAUUACAUUGAAUUGUUUGUUUAUAUGUUUGCUUUUUUCACUUGUUGAGUCAGCUCAGACCUUAGAACUUUGACCCAGCUGUGACCCAGCUUUGUGUGUGUGAGUGAGUGAGUGAGUGAGUGAGUGAGUGAGUGAGUGAGUGAGUGAGUGAGUGAGUGAGUGAGUGAGUGAGUGAGUGAGAGGUUGUGACAUAAAUUAAGAGCUUUGGUGAUCCAGUUGUAUUGAAGUUCUGAGUUUUCCUGAGCCAUCUCAGUGUCUCCUCCUUCGAGAUGUAAAUAAUGAAGUCAAGGUCUGAAGUGAUUUUUGUUAAAUUCUAUAUUUUAUCGCUUUUGUAGACAUUUCUUUGUGGGAAGAAAAAUAAAAGAAAUGUUAUGGAUGCA